GAUGUUUGAAUUUCGACCAAAUCUGACAAUGCUCGCCAUUGGAGAAACAGCUUUUUUUAUUAUCCAGUUUUGUGUAAUCCAUGUCUGGGAGUGGCUCAAUUGGCUGGUAAGCAAAUGGUUGUAGGUUCAAAACCAGUCAGAAGCAUAGUUUUUAAUUUUUUAUUCUGGCAAAACGGUUUCUAGUCUCCCGAUAAAUCCUCCGGUUGUAAAACAUAGCAAUGCGUGUUUAUUUGAGCCCAUCACAACACUCCGAUCAUCUGUUUAGCGAGACUUUGUAAACCACUGCAAAACAAGCCAGGUUCACCACAGUAGCUAGCUACUUGUAGUCUACGCAUGGUAGAGAUAACUCUAAUGGUUAUCUCUAAUGAAGUAAAUUAAUUGUUCAGGUGGAUCCCUUGCCUGUUGCACAAAUUCAUUUCAGUAACCUGAGCCAGGACACAUCCCCACUGAUGCUAGGCAUGAUUUGAAAUUUGACAAGUUAUGGCACUCCUAACAACCUUUUAAAAAAAACUAUGAGUAAGUUAUUCUUUACAGCAGCAACCCAGUCAUUCCGUUGUCCCGUUUUUAUAGGAAAUGUACAAGCAGUUUCAACUUUGGACGAAUCUUACAAUGCUUACCACAGGAGAAACAGCUUAUUUUUUUAUACAGUAACUGAACAUGACAAUAUUCAGCACUGAGAAUAUCUCAAUGGGCUGGGAUGGUGACCUGUAAAGUAUAAGGUCGUAGGUUGGAAUCCAGCCAUAGUCUUUUGGCCUGUCAUAAUUUUGAUUAUCUGUUCAGUUCAACAGGAUGACAUCAUUCUGAAGUACCACAAACAAUUUCACCUUGGUAUGUGAAAAUAUGAUUGAAUUAGAGCAGUUUCAAAGUUGGCUGAAUCUAACAACGCUUACCACAGGAGAAACAGCUUACUUUUUUAUACAGUAACUGAACAUGAUAAUAUUCAACACUGAGAAUAGCUCAAUGGGCUGGGAUGGUGAUCUGUAAAGUAUAAGGUAGUAUGUUGGAAUCCAGCCAUUAUCUUUUGGCCUGUCAUAAUUUUGAUUAUCUGUUUAGCUAAACAGGAUGACAUCAUUCUGAAAUACCAUGCACAAUUUCAUGCAAUUUCACCUUGAAAUGUCAACUGUUUCUUAACCUUUGUCCCAAUGUUGACCAAAGCUAAUACUCUGCCCUUUCUAUUCAAAGAAACAGUUCUAUAUCUCAACAGUUGGUGUGUAGCAGAGAGGAUAGAGAGACUGCUUUGUAACCUUAUGCUCAUGAGUUCAAAUCCCCAUUCAGCCUGUUGUUGGCCAAACAUGAAGUAGUUUUGCUCUCUUGUUUUCCAACUCUCGAUCUUCGAUAGUGUACAUGUUUUAGGAGUGGGCGAUAUACCGGUUUGAUAGUAAAAACCGGUAUUGUGCCGCGCCAUGAUAUGGAUUUAGCAAUAUCAUGGAUACCGCGAUUUAUUCAGAAUUCAUAAAUUCGAAUUUUGCAUCAAUAUUUUUUUGUUCCAAAUUUCAACUGAGUGAUAGUACUAAGUAGCUACAUCUUUUUUUUUUUUUUUUUAUCCAACCUUUCUUGGUUCUUACGAAUAAAAGAAUGUAUGUUAAUAUGUUGACCUAUUUUUAUGAGCGCACGUCGCAUGCACUUGUUGCACGCAUGUAGUGCUAGCAACAAAGAAGUGUGCAGGCAGCUGCAGUUAGGAGGCAGGUUAACUAUUGGGGGAAAACUUUACAAUCCAGGAUGAGCGAAAACACAGAAAUUGAUGUUGCUCAAGAGCAGGAGGAUAAAUUGGUUAAGAAGAAAGGGGGCACCUCUGUUGUUUGGAACUGGUUUGGCUUUAAAAUCUCCGACCCCGACCAAAACACUACCCUAUGCAAGUUGUGUCGUCGUGUUGUCUUAGCAAAAGGUGGAAACACGACCAACCUGUUCAAUCACUUAAAAAACAUACAUGUCCGUGAGUAUGAACAAUGCACCAGAAUGCGUGAGACAGUAAGCCCAGGAGCUCGCCCGAAGACAAGCCAGACUCCCACUCAACAAUCAAUUAUAUCAUCAUUUGCUGCCGGUACUUGCUAUGAGAAGACGAGCAAAAAAUGGAUAGACAUCACAGCUGCGAUUACAAAUCACAUAGCGAAGGACAUGGUACCGAUUCAAACUGUGGAGAAAGAGGGGUUCAGAAAGUUGAUUCAAACUCUGGACCCAAGAUAUGAGAUCCCGAGCCGCAAAUAUUUUAGCCAAAAAUGCCUGCCACAGCUUUACACAGAAUGCUGGGACAGAGUUUACAGUGAGAUAAAUAACAUUCCAUUCUUCUCCACUACUGCCGAUCUAUGGUCAAGUCGUACCACAGAACCUUAUAUAAGCCUCACAAUCCAUUACAUAGACGGUGACUGGAAACUGAAAAGUAAGUGCCUACAGACGUCUUAUUUCCCAGACGACCACACCGGGGAAAUAAUUGCAGGUGGGCUGAGGGACAUACUGUCGUCCUGGGGAUUAAAAGAGUCGCGUCAAGUUUGUAUGACGACCGACAGCGGAUCGAACAUGAUCAAGGCAUUGCAGCUGAACAAGUGGGCAAACCUUGGAUGUUUCGGACACAGGCUGCACAAUGCUAUUGAGAGGAGUGUCCAAAACGCUCCCGGGCCACAGGGGUGUGCGAUUUCCCGGGCCACAGGGGUUUGCAAAAAGGUGGUUAGCACGUUCUCAUACAGCUGGAAAAAGCAGAAGGCCCUGAUGACAGCACAGAAUGAACUAAGCCUGCCCCUGCACAAGCUCAUCACAGAAUCUCCGACAAGGUGGGGAUCUCGUCUGAAAAUGAUGGAAAGAGUCCUGGAGCAGGAAACGGCCAUUACACAGGUCCUGGCAGGGGACAAAAAGACACGGCACCUUGUACCUACCUGGCAAGACAUCCAGGUCUUGGAAUCAGUCACAGCAGCACUGAAGCCACUCCAGGACUUUACAGAUGCCCUGUCAGGAGAAGCGUAUGUGAGCGUGUCCUAUUUGAAGCCUGUCAUCAAUCUGUUAAAUGCAGAGGUUCUAAAUCUGAGCAAGGACGAUACAGAACUGACCAAAGAGAUCAAGAUCAAGGUUCUUGAUUACUUGAAUAACAAGUACACUGACCCUGCAACAGAUGAGCUGCUCUCCAUGGCUACCUUUCUAGAUCCAAGGUUCAAGACCAGGUACAUGUCCGCUGAGAAACUGGAGGACAUUAAGGUGAGAGCUGCCUCAGAGACCGAAGCCCUCCUGGUGGAGAACACAGCCCUGGGAAAAUCGUCUCUUGCAGAGGAUCACACUGACAGGGAGAAAGAAGCUUCCACUGCUCAUCAAUCAGGCAAGAAGCCCAAGAAGAGCCUUGGGAGCUUCUUUAAGCAGACCAGCAGUGCACCUGCCUCAUGUUCAGAGAGGCAGAUCAUUGAGCAAGAGCUGAAUAGCUACAUUCUGGCAACGGCAGCAGACAGCGAGUCUGAUCCUUUGGAGUGGUGGCGAUUUCACGGAUCUAAUUUUCCACGUGUGAGUUGUCUGGCAAAGAAAUACUUAUGCAUCCCUGCCACAAGUGCCCCCUCUGAGAGGGCAUUCAGCACUGGGGGCAAUGUGGUGACAUGUCACAGGGCAACACUAAAGCCAGAAACAGUCAACAUGCUGGUAUUCCUGGCACGGAACUUGUGAAGAAAGUUCUAGUGAAGAUUUGUUGAUAUUGUUGAUAAUUGAUGGUUGAGGCUUGAAAGGUUUAGUUUCAAACGGUUAGUUUUUUACAUAUCUACGGACCGUAGCCAAAACAAACACACGUAUUUGAAUUUGUAAUUACCUUAUUUUCUUUAUCUCCUGUUAUUUUUUAUUUAAUUUUACUUAAUAUCUAAUUUAUAUAUAUAUAUAUAUAGGCCUACCUACCUCAUCUUUACGGAAUGCAUGU
Molecule: messenger RNA, 3880 nt
Organism: Osmerus eperlanus (European smelt)
Lineage: Eukaryota; Metazoa; Chordata; Actinopteri; Osmeriformes; Osmeridae
Product: E3 SUMO-protein ligase ZBED1-like
Exons: 3
Coding region: 1720-3636 (638 amino acids)
Molecular function (GO): protein dimerization activity; DNA binding
Source: RefSeq, a predicted model, not a curated record